Molecule: messenger RNA, 1795 nt
Organism: Sinocyclocheilus anshuiensis
Lineage: Eukaryota; Metazoa; Chordata; Actinopteri; Cypriniformes; Cyprinidae
Product: ras-related protein Rab-3D-like
Exons: 6
Coding region: 192-854 (220 amino acids)
Molecular function (GO): GTP binding; GTPase activity
Source: RefSeq, a predicted model, not a curated record
GGUUCUUCGGGACGGAGCUGGAAGCUGCUGUGUAAACACUUCAGAUCCGGUAUCUCCGUCACGCUCGCACGCACGCAAGCACGCACACUCAAACACAAUCACACACGCACCGACGGAGUUACACUCGCGUUUCCACGCGAGGAAAUCCCGGUCCCGGAGCACGAGAUAAACCGCCGAGUAUCCGUGUGAAGAUGGCAUCAGUGACUGACUCGCAUCUCCAGCCGUCACAGAAAGACGCGGCUGACCAAAACUUCGACUACAUGUUUAAAAUCCUCAUCAUCGGCAACAGCAGCGUCGGUAAAACCAGCUUCCUGUUUCGCUAUGCGGACGAUUCCUUCACUUCAGCCUUCGUCAGCACGGUGGGGAUCGACUUUAAGGUCAAAACUGUUUUUCGGAACAACAAAAGAAUCAAACUGCAAAUCUGGGACACAGCCGGACAGGAGCGCUAUAGAACCAUCACUACAGCGUAUUACAGAGGAGCCAUGGGCUUCCUGCUAAUCUACGACAUCACAAACCAGGACUCGUUCAACGCCGUUCAGGACUGGGCCACUCAGAUAAAGACAUACUCCUGGGACAACGCACAGGUGAUACUGGUGGGCAACAAGUGUGACCUGGAAGAUGACAGACUCAUUCCGACAGAGGACAGUCAGAGAUUGGCUCAUGAACUCGGUUUCCAGUUUUUUGAGGCCAGCGCCAAAGACAACAUCAACGUGAAGCAGGUUUUUGAGUGUCUGGUGGACGUGAUAUGUGAGAAGAUGAAUGAAAGUAUGGACGGAGAUGGUCCAGUGUCCAACCACAAAGACUCCAGUCCGCAGGACACUUCCUCUGAGGGACACGCCGGCUGUGCCUGCUAAAACACACUCUCUCCGUCUUUAUCACGUAGAGAACUUCUCUUCACCUAUUCACUGCUACUUGGGAUAAUCUUUGCUUUCCUUCUUUUAACCCAAAUAGCAUCUGCUAAACGCACUCAGUGUUGUUUGUUGAUGUGGAUAGUCGAGAUAGGAUGGCGUGGAUUGAAAUCUGACUGCGCUAGUGAUCUGCGUGUCUCCCCGUACGUAUUCACGCGUGUAUGUGCGUUUUAAAGGUCCAUCCACACCCAUUGCUCACGCUCUCACCCCGUUCUCCAGCUUUUCUCUGUCUUUCCCUCAAAAAGGCCACGUUUGGAUGGAUCUUUGUGGUUUUAGCACAUGUUCUCUAUCUCAUCAGAUACUGUAACACCCACAGCCCUGAGCAGGUAGCUUCUGUCUUGUCUAUCUGGGUGUCCAUCUGCUUUAAAUUACAGUCCUAACAGCUCAUUCGGCACUAUUAUGGAGAUAAAUGCACUGUGCUAUUCUGAUAUGUGCAAUCAUGAUCAGUGAAUCUCACAAAACUCUUGAUCAGUUUUGUGAGAUUCAUUCAGCAGCAGUACAGUGGACACAGCAGAAACGAGUUUUGGCCAUCUAGAACACUCUCUUGUCUUCUCUAUCUCUGUUUUUGCGCACUCUCCUGGCUGUCCGUUAUGUCCAGUGUUUCUUCAGAGUAGACAGAUAGUGGCCUUGCUGAAGCUUUUUCCCGCCUGUUCUCAUCCUGUCGGAUGAUAUCAAGCCAUGUCACUUUUCUGUGAACCAGUGACAGGUUAAACUUACUUAGAUGUCUUUAUAAAACCCUCCCGUGCAAUAUAUGCAUUAUUAAAGACCCCUCUAUAUAUAUAUAUAUAUAUAUAUAUAUAUAUACACACACUCUGUCAUAAUGUGCAACACAAGUUGAUCUGUAAGAUUGUUGAUUAGUUUCCUUUUGUUUUAUGUCGCUUUCUCCA